AGAAGAUGGUUUUCAGGUUUCACUCUGUAUCUUAGACGCAGCCUCUAAACACGCUGUUCAGGCCUUCUUUGACUGCCUGAGAGCGGAGGUGGAGGAGUACGGCAUCUCCGUCAGCACCAUCAGCCACAACUUCAUCAGCUGCUCUGCGUCUGGAGCCCCGGCCACCUCCAAAUCCCUGUGGUCGUUGUUGUACACUAAGAAGCCCCUCGGCGUUUCUCCUGAUGAAGCCGCCGCGGAGAUUGUGAAGACUUUAAACAAUAAGAGGAAAGAGGUGGUGAUUGCUCCCUCGCUCCCUAAGAUGGCCAUUUACGCCAGGUCCUUUUUCCCAAAUGUGUUCUUUGCUGUGAUUGGUGCAGGGGUGAAGAACGCCGCCAUCGCCGCUGAGAUGUAGAUACUGCCUCAGCACCGGGAUGAUGGGACACAUGACAUGAGGUUUUUAACAAAUCAGUGGAAGUCAAAGAUAUUUUAAUGAUCAUUUGAUGUUCGUGCGCAUGGCGCAACAGUCCCAGAUUUAAUCCACAUCACAUUAUCUGUUGCUGUUGGUUUAAUUGAAUUGUGGGAAAAUCAGCGAUAUGAUUUUCAUGAAUCAUGAAGCUGCCACACAGAGUGGGGGCCAACAGGGGUCCAACAACAAAUGUUUGCCUCUGAGCUCCUAAGUGGGUAAAUCCAGCCUGUGGAUUAGUGUUUUGUCUUAUACUCAGAUUUGUGUGUAAAAUAUUGAUUUUCUUCAUUUUAAUAAACAGAGUUUCCUUAAAACUCAACAAUCAGGAGUUACAGGACUUAUAGCACUUACUCAUAUUUAUAAAUGUUCACUUCUUCUUUAGUUUUCAUAGCAUUUCUAUCAGAAAGUGACGUAUUGAAGAGAUUAUGCAUCUGUUGCUGAAUUUGUGGACCUAUUGUUGUAGGUGGUUGUUUUUGUUUGUUUGUUUGUUUUUUUAAAAAAAGGCUUGUUGACAUAUUAUUGUUGGCACCGAGAUCAGAUGUAAGACUAUGGACAAAUGUUAUUUUACAGGUUUGGAAUUUUCACAUGAUCUUAGAAAGAAUUUCCUGAAAAUGACCACAUAAUUUAGUACUUAUUAUGGCGACAAUGGAAUUUUUAUUGUAUUUAAACUAUAAUCAAAGUAUUAACUAUUACAUAUUAUUAAAAUAUGAACUAAGUACUCAUUAUUCAUUCAUCAUGAAAUGUGUCAUUUACUGUAUGAGUCAUGGUUUGAAGUGUAAUAAUUACUUUCACUACUGCCACUGAAAAUAAAUUUGUUAUAAAUGUAUAUUUAUAAAUAAAUUCUACAAAUAACAAGCUUGCAAAAA
Molecule: messenger RNA, 1308 nt
Organism: Neolamprologus brichardi
Lineage: Eukaryota; Metazoa; Chordata; Actinopteri; Cichliformes; Cichlidae
Source: RefSeq, a predicted model, not a curated record